UGUACAUUUUUAUAUAUUAAAGAUGGGGAUGCUUGGUGCAAAAUUUUAUUUAAUAUUAAUUAUUAUACAUUACGUAUAAAUAUUAGCCAAGUUUAAUUUCUGUGCUGUUGAUUUUAAAGAAACAAUGUAUAGCAUAACAUAGAGUCUUAAAUUAGCAGUUAUACUACUUGGCAAUAUUCUUACCACAUUUAAACACAGAAAUGUGCCACUUGCCAGAUCUAAUUAAGUUUUCAGACCAACUAAACCUAUAGAAUUAAGCAUAGAAAAUUUUCAAUCAAAUCAUUACAGCCAGGGUGAUAUUUUUACAGGGUGAUAUUUUUAUGAAUAAAUAAAAAUCAUUUUGUAUUUACUUAUUGCAUUUACGGAAUCCUAAACCACACACAUUGUAUACUGAUAAGUAGAACAUACUGCAUUUAUUUUAGACUGAUAGUAUGUUUUGCGCGCAGUAAAAUUUUGGCAAGACGACACUCAAGACAAUGAUAACGCUGUUUGUAAUAUUUGUAACUAUUAUAGCUUUAUACUACUACAAUACUAGAACCUUCAAAUAUUGGAAGAAGAGAGGCGUCAAACAUGACAAGCCAAUUGUCUUCUUCGGAAAUAACAUUGAUGGAAUCCUUCUACGCAAAAGCAAAGUGCAACUCACAACGGAGUUGUACAAAAAAUAUCCCAACGAAAAGGUAGUUGGUUUCUAUAGAGGAACAAGACCGGAGUUGAUAAUCAGGGAUCCGGAGCUGGUGAAACGUGUGCUUGUUACUGACUUUGGUUACUUUUUUUACCGUGGAUUUGUGCCAAAUAGGAACGUAAUCGAACCGAUUCUACGCAAUUUGUUUUCGGCUGAAGGUGACUUGUGGAAGAUGUUGAGGGUACGUAUGAGCCCAGCAUUCAGCAGCAGUAAAUUAAAAGGCAUGUUUCCGUUGAUUGUGGAGCGUGCUUUGAAACUGCAGUCGCGGAUCGAAGAAGUUAUUUCCACUGGGAAAAGUACGGAUUCAAGAGAGUUGAUGGCGAGGUACGCCACUGAUUUCAUUGGUGCCUGUGGUUUUGGAUUAGAUUCGGAUAGUCUCAACGAGGAAAAUUCUGAUUUCCGAAAACUUGGACGCAAAAUAUAUACACCUGGUCCAGUUAAUGCUAUUGUCGCAGUCUUGAAGGAUAUGUUCCCAGAAUUAUGUAAAGAUCUCAAGUUCUUUUCUAGACUUGAAGCAGAAGCACAAACUUUAGCACUUGAUAUUCAAAAGGCUAGAAAUUAUGAACCAAUUGGCCGAAAUGAUUUCGUUGAUAUGAUGCUUGCUAUAAAAAAGCAAGGUGCCAUAGAAAUUGAGUCUAUUGAAAAAACUAAACCGGACGGAACCUCCGAAGUAGUGUCAAUACAGUUUGACGAUGAUAUUUUUAUGGCACAGUUAAUAGUUUUCUUCGCAGCUGGAUUUGAAACAUCAUCAGCUUCUUCCAGUAUGACGUUACAUUAUUUGGCUUAUCAUCCAGAAGAACAAACAAAAGUUCACGAAGAUAUUGACAGAGUUUUAAAUAAAUACGAUAACAAACUAUGUUAUGAUGCAUUAAAAGAAAUGACAUACUUGGAAAUGGCGUUUAAAGAAGCAAUGCGGUUAUUUCCACCUCUUGGCUACGUCUCCAGACAGUGUUCUAAGAAUUAUGUUUUUGAAGAAUUGGGUUUGAUUUUAGAAAAAGACAUUAACGUUAUGAUUCCAAUUGAGGGUUUACACAAUGAUCCUAAAUACUGGGACAAUCCUGAAGAGUUUCGGCCACAGAGGUUUCAUCCAGACAACGAGAAGUACAUUAAAGAUGUAUAUUUGCCUUUCGGUAUUGGUCCAAGGAAUUGUGUCGGAAGUCGUCUUGGUCUCAUACAAGCUAUGACCGGCCUGACUGCAGUCCUGUCCAAGUUCAGAGUGGAACCAGCCUCAGACUCUGUAUAUCACCCUGUGAUAAACCCAAGGUCUGAAAUAGCCCAGGGUAUAGUCGGAGGUUUACCACUUAUGUUCUAUGAAAGAAACUGAAAU
Messenger RNA from Achroia grisella, 2009 nucleotides. Its product is annotated as cytochrome P450 6B6-like. Lineage: Eukaryota; Metazoa; Arthropoda; Insecta; Lepidoptera; Pyralidae. The transcript is spliced from 2 exons. Gene Ontology annotation, molecular function: iron ion binding; oxidoreductase activity, acting on paired donors, with incorporation or reduction of molecular oxygen; monooxygenase activity. The coding region runs from base 477 to 2006 and encodes 509 amino acids. The record is from RefSeq and is a predicted model, not a curated record.